AUGAGGAGAAAAGAUUUGACAAGUGAGGAGAGAGCUGGACUCAUUCAAUUCUUGAUCAUUGACAGCAAGAAUGGCAAGCCACCACGAGGCAAAAUGAAGGCUGCCGAGCUCAAGUUCGGUGUAUCUCGGAGAACAGUUUGUCGUCUUUGGGCUGAGGCAAAGCAAAAACAACAACAAGAGCUAAUUGCAAGCCUUGAGUUAUCUAAAAGAUCAACCAUAAGAAGAUUAGCUAGUGGCAUCAACUGCAGCAAGAGUACUGUAGGGAGGUGGAUAGAUCAGGGGCUGAUCAAGGCUCAUACAAAUGCUAUAAAACUUGAACUUACAGCCCCAAAUAAGCUGUCAAGAAUGCGGUUUUGCUUAGAGCAUAUUGAGUAUGACAGGCUGCUAGAGAAAUUGCAGUUCAAGUGCAUGCAAAACACUAUCCAUAUCGAUGAGAAGUGGUUCUACAUCACCAAAUCUUCUCACAGAUUCUAUUUAACUCCAGCAGAGGCUGAGCCACAUAGAACUUGCAAGAGUAAAAAGUUUAUCACAAAGGUAAUGUUCUUAUGCGCUGUGUGCCGACCAAUUUUUGGUGAAGAUGGGAGUGUUCUAUUUGAUGGAAAGAUAGGCAUAUUCCCUUUAACAGAAAUGGUACCAGCACAGAGGUCAAGCAAGAAUAGGGAAGCAGGGACACUUGAGCAAAAGCCAAUCCAGAGCAUAACAAAACAAGUACUCAAAGACUGCUUCAUCAAGAAGGGGAGGGCGUCGACGCGGGCUGCUGCUGGAUUGACGACAUCGGCGCAGGCUGCUGCUGCUAGUCGCUGGGCUGAGGGGGAGGCCGCCAUUAAAGCCAAGUGGCCUUCAUUUGCAAGCAAGACUAUCUUCAUUCAACAAGACAAUGCUAGGCCACACAUCAAGAAUGAUGACAUAGAGUUUAGAGAGUGUGCAUCAGCUGAUGGUUUUAACAUCAACAUUGUACAUCAGCCUCCAAACUCCCCUGAUACUAACAUUAAUGACCUAGGGUGGUUCAUGGCUAUUCAAAGCCUGCGAACAGAGAGUGUUUGCUUUAAUGUUGAUCAACUAGUAAAUGCAGUGGUUUCUUCAUUCAAUGAACUUGCACCAAUGACAUUGAAUUUUGUUUUCCUAAGUUUGCAAGGUUGCAUGAUAGAGAUAAUGAAGGUGAAGGGACAGAAUUGCUACAAACUGCCCCAUAUGAAGAAAGUGUCCAUGCUAAGACAGGAGAUACUUCCUUUAUGUUUGGAAGUCCCCACAGAAUUGGUGAAAGAUUGCAUAUCUUAUCUACGGGAGAAAGGUGAAGUGGAAGGCAUUGAAGACCUAGAGCAUCGCUUAGGUCUUCAUCAAGCAACAGUUUAA
Molecule: messenger RNA, 1353 nt
Organism: Salvia miltiorrhiza (redroot sage)
Lineage: Eukaryota; Viridiplantae; Streptophyta; Magnoliopsida; Lamiales; Lamiaceae
Exons: 4
Coding region: 1-1353 (450 amino acids)
Molecular function (GO): nucleic acid binding
Source: RefSeq, a predicted model, not a curated record